This is a messenger RNA of Striga hermonthica, 531 nucleotides long. NCBI's taxonomy places the organism in Eukaryota, Viridiplantae, Streptophyta, Magnoliopsida, Lamiales, Orobanchaceae. The record is from the annotation of a GenBank genome assembly.
GAGGCACAUUGUGACAGAACUCGGGUUAUAGCAAACAAAGAAGAAGAAGAAGAGAUGGAGAAAUUACUGGUUGUACUGUUGGCUCUAUGCGUGGUACCCGCCAUUGUUAGCGCCGACCCGUUGCUGCUGAAGGGAUAUUUUUACUGCGACACCUGCCUCUGUGGCUACGAGACCAAAGCCUCCAAAGCUCUCGCCGGUGCUGUUGGUAAAAUUGAGUGCGCAAAGAGGUCGGACUCUACUCACGUGACCUAUAGAAAGGAGUUUGUGACCAAAUCCGACGGCACCUAUGAAGUCCUCAUUGAUGGUGACCGUGGCGAUGAUGUUUGCAAUGUCAUGGCUGUUAAGAGUGUCGAUUCGGAAUGUGUCAAACCCAGCCUGGGCCGUGACCAGGCCCGUGUCAUCCUCACCCGCAACAAUGGUAUGAGCUCCAAUGCCAGGUUUGCGAAUGCCAUUGGGUUCGACAGGUGGACCCCAUUGGACACCUGUGGCGAGAUCCUGAAGCAGUACGAGGAGACAGAGACCGAUGUUUGA